Molecule: messenger RNA, 1173 nt
Organism: Entelurus aequoreus (snake pipefish)
Lineage: Eukaryota; Metazoa; Chordata; Actinopteri; Syngnathiformes; Syngnathidae
Product: bone morphogenetic protein 10-like
Exons: 2
Coding region: 1-1173 (390 amino acids)
Biological process (GO): BMP signaling pathway; SMAD protein signal transduction
Cellular component (GO): extracellular region
Molecular function (GO): cytokine activity; growth factor activity
Source: RefSeq, a predicted model, not a curated record
AUGACCCUGACAGUCGUCUCCGGCUUGGGCUCGAUCCUCUCCUUGAGCGUCCUUCUUGUCGUGAGCUCCGGCGGUCCCGUCGGACGCGACGGUUCGCUUCUCGACGCAAAAGACUUCCUCAGCCACUUUCUGGCCACGCUGAACGUCACCGGGCAGAAGACCCCGGUCAGGGCCCUUUCCGCUCCUAAGGAGCCCCCAGAGUACAUGCUGGAACUCUACCAGAGAUUCGCCAACGACCGAAGCGCAGUGCCCUCGGCCAACGUAGUGCGCAGUUUCAAGAACGAAGGUUUGUCCCGCAACGGUGUGACAUUCAGGGGUGUCAGGACACACCUGCUCCUCUUCAACAUCUCCGUUCCGCAGCACGAGGACAUCACCCGAGCUGAGCUUCGCCUCUUCACGCUGGUCCGUAGGUCCCAAAGACCCUACCUUGCCUGCAAGGUGACCAUUUACAAAGUCCACGGCGGCGUGAUUUGGACCAGGGAAGUUGGCAAGACUGUGCGAAGGCGGGAUCAAGAGGAGGAGGAGGAGGAGGAGGAGCAUCUGGAGGAACUGCUGACCAAGCACAUUGUCGCCGAAGAUUGCAGCUGGGUGUCCUUUGACCUGACUCAUGCCGUGGAGCUCCGACGAGAGUUUGGAUAUGUGACGCUCAGGCUGGAGGUCCAUAUCGCCAUUUUGGGGUCGGAGGAGGCGGUGACGCGGGACGGCGAGGUCCUGAUUGAUACCGAGGGGCAGCAAAACCCAGUGAUGGUGGUCUUUUCGGACGACCCCGGCAAACGUCACGAGCAACGUGGGAACGACCUACCCGACCGACAGCUUAUCCACGACACACCUCAUCGGCUCCGCCGCAAUGUUAAGAGCGAGGCCUGCAAGAGGACACCGCUCUUUGUGGAUUUUAAAGACAUCGGCUGGGACACGUGGAUCAUCCAGCCGUUGGGCUACGAGGCCUACACGUGCAAAGGCGUGUGCGGCGCCCCUCUGACCCCCGAGGUCUCGCCCACCAAGCACGCCAUCGUGCAGACGCUGCUGAGCGUUAAGAGCCCGGAGAGGGCAUCGCGUGCCUGCUGUGUACCCACUAAGCUGGAGCCCAUUUCGCUCCUUUAUCACGAUAACGGGGUGAUCACUUUCAACCACAAAUAUGAGGGCAUGGUGGUGGCGGAGUGUGGCUGUAGAUAG